CAGGUUUACAACCUUUCGACUAACUAGUCCACCAGGAAGGAAACCUGCGGCAGAUGUAUCCGGUAAAUCGAAACUACUGUAGGCUACGUUAACUUUGUCGCUACCUCAAUCUCAAUCUCUUUCUGUUACAUUUUCUCUCUCUUUCUUUGUCUCCGUCUCGCUCGCUCUCGCUGUCUCUGUGACUCGCUGUGUGUGUGUGUCCACGGGUGUCCUGCAUUGAGAGCGUGGUACGAUGACCGAGGCCAGUAUCUCCGUGAGCCAGGACCAGUUCAGCUGCUCCAUCUGUCUGGAGCUGCUGCGGGACCCCGCCACCCUCUCCUGCGGACACAGCUUCUGUCUGGCCUGCAUCCGCGACUACUGGGACCGCUGUCCGGGUACCGGCCCCUGGAGCUGCCCCCAGUGCAGACAGACCUUCGCCCCGCGGCCCGCUCUGGGCAGGAACGGCAUGUUGGCGGAGGUCAUCGAAAAGCUCAAGCGCACGGGACACGAGUCGGGCCGUGCUGUUGCCGCCGUUACUACGCAGGGCUACGCGGGACCUGGCGAUGUGGAGUGCGACUUUUGUACCGGGAGUAAACGGCGAGCGGUCAAGUCGUGCCUGACCUGCCUGGGCUCGUACUGUGAGGUUCACCUGCAGCCGCACCGCGACGUGCCGUGUCUGACGAAGCACCGGUUGGUGGCUGCCACUGUGCACCUGCAGACCAGAACGUGCGCGCAGCACGAGCGCAUCUUGGAGGCGUUCUGCCGCACCGACGAGCGACUGAUCUGCCUGCUGUGCGUGAUGGACGGACACGCCGGACACACCACCGUACAGGCUGCUGCAGAGAGGACCGAGAAGCAGAGGGCGCUGUUGGAGAUGAAAGGGGAAGCCCAGAGGAGACGCCUGGUGAGAGAGAAGGAGCAGCGGGACCUGAGUCAGGACCUCAACACUCUGAAGGCCUCUGCCCAGACUGCGCUGCGGGACGCUGAGAGGGUGUUCUCCGAGCUCAUGGACUUCCUGCAGAAGAAGCGCUCCGAGGUGGCGGCGCUGAUCCGAGCGCGGCAGGAGGCGGAGACGGAGCGGGCCACGGCGCUCCUGCAGCAGGUGGAGCAGGAGGUGGAGGAGCUGCGGAGACGAGAGGCGGCCAUGGAGCAGCUGCUCCGCAUCGACGACCACGUGGAGUUCCUCCAGAGAUACGAGUCCCAGUCCACUUCAGAAGACUGUCCCAGGAUUGUGUUUGUUCCGCAGUUCUCUUUCAGUGAUGUGAUCGCGUCGGUGUCUGCCAUGAAGGAGAACACAGAGCAAAUCUUCCGGGAUGAACUGGACAGAACUCCACACAGAGGGGACAGCAGGACCAGAGCAGUACCCCUCAUAUUUCGAACUACAGUGUGUCCUCUCUCCCAACCGGCGUGCGGGUUGGAGACCAAGUGCGGGUCAAACCGUCCGUCCUCCAACCCAAGUACGGCUGGGGCGUCCCACGAGUCACACACAGGAGUGUAGGAGUGGUCAAAUCUGUGGAUGCCAGUGGGCAGCAGGUUAAGGUGGACUUCCCUGAGCACGCUAACUGGACAGCGUUGCUACAGGAGAUGGAGCUGGCCCCCUGACCACAGCGCAGGACAGACCACGAUGACCAUGUCACCUCUCCAAGUCAUCCCAGCCAUGUCACCUCUCCAAGUCACCUCUCCAAGUCACCUCUCCCUGUCACCUCUCCAAGUCACCUCUCCAAGUCAUCCCAGCCAUGUCACCUCUCCACGUCAUCCCAGCCAUGUCACCUCUCCAAGUCACCUCUCCAAGUCACCUCUCCAAGUCACCUCUCCACGUCAUCCCAGCCAUUGUGAAAUGUAUGCAAUAACUGAUCAUAUUUUCUAAUAUAGUAUAAUGGGGGCAGCCGUGGUGUACCGGUUAGCGCAUCGGGCUUGUAACCGGAGGGUUGCCGGUUCGAUCCCCGACCAGUCCACCACGGCUGAAGCGCCCUUGAGCAAGGCACCUAACCCCUCACUGCUCCCCGAGCGCCGCUGGUUGGGCAGGCAGCUCACUGCUCUGGGUUGUGUGAUUCACCUCACUGUGUGUUCACUGUGUGCUGUGUGUUCACUAAUUCGGUUAAAUUGGGUUAAAUGCAGAGAACUGAAUUUCCCUCACGGGAUCAAAAAAGUAUAUAUUCUAUUCUAUUCUUUAAUAUUUAUAAGUAUAUAGUAUUAUAUAUUUCAUAGCCUACUACUUUGUGCCUUUAUGCCUCGUGUAAACACAUAAAACACUUUCUAAAAAUCCCAAAACGUUCACUAGCAUGAAGAGCAUUGUAUAAAUCACUCCAGCCGUGAGGAAGCACUCACGACAAGAUUGAAUAACGGUAUGUUAUUCACUGAGCUGCUGCUUUAGUUGAUACUGAUUGUAAUCUUAUCUGAACUCUAACCAAUAAUUAUGUUCUCUAUCCACAUUUUAAUUCAGCAAUAAAGAAAUCAUUUUUAAAUAAUAUUUUGUGGUAGGCAUUUAUUUGAUGCCUAUUAUUAUGCAAAACAGUUUAACAGGCAUGCACAGUAUUUUAGAUAGAAUUUGACCCUGGAGUCCAAAUCCCACCCUGGGAUUCGAAAAACUGUUAAAAACACACAUCUGAAUCUCUACAUGAUUUUGUCCUAGAAACAUAUAAGUGACAUCAUUAAAAACCUCGAAUCUU
Messenger RNA from Sardina pilchardus (European sardine), 2648 nucleotides. Its product is annotated as E3 ubiquitin-protein ligase TRIM47-like. Lineage: Eukaryota; Metazoa; Chordata; Actinopteri; Clupeiformes; Clupeidae. Bases 233 to 1477 code for a protein of 414 amino acids. Gene Ontology annotation, molecular function: zinc ion binding. The transcript has 6 exons. The record is from RefSeq and is a predicted model, not a curated record.